Rhizopus microsporus ATCC 52813 is the source of this 319-nucleotide messenger RNA. RefSeq lists its product as uncharacterized. The coding region runs from base 50 to 274 and encodes 74 amino acids. The transcript has a single exon. The record is from RefSeq and is a predicted model, not a curated record. Lineage: Eukaryota; Fungi; Mucoromycota; Mucoromycetes; Mucorales; Rhizopodaceae.
AACCUUCAUGUGUAUCAAGAUGAUCGUUUCUAUAAAAAAAGCAAACAGAAUGAACAAUUACGAAAACGAGAGUGUUUUUACACGGAGAUGGAUCUACUUGUGUUGUACGACAAUAUUUUCUGUGUAUGCGAUAUAUAAUUUGGAAUUACUUUGCAAAGAAGUAGCGAGUUUAGAAUUAGCGGGGCGCGACUUUGAUACGUAUUUGUUAUUUAUUUUGUUAAAUAUUGGUUGUAAAAGGUUGUUGUUUAUACGUGAAACAUUACCAAUAAGGUAAAAUAAAAAAAGGCAGAAAAAAGACAGAAAGAAAGCAAAAAUAAAC